GUGUAUUUAAAUCCUAAACAUUAAACCUUCUUUUAUAGGGGGAAAAUCCCCCCAACUAUUGCUAACCCACCGAUGUGGCAAGCUGAAAUAUUUGACAUUUCAACAGCUGGAAAUGAUGUUAAUUAAACUGCAACAUUCUUGCAGAAAUAUUUUGUCGGCUCUUCCAAAUCUUACAGCAAUCACAGAGGCAAAGUCUGCUGCUAUUCGGAUCACAGAGAUGAUUGAUAGACAGCAAGCAAUUGACACUGAAGAUAAGAAGGGGAAAGCAUUGUCAUAUGUAAGAGGAGAGAUCGAAUUCAGUGGUGUAUACUUCAAUUACCCCUCAAGGCCUGAUACGCCUAUCUUGCAAGGCCUGAAUCUUAGAAUUUCGCCUGGAAAAACUACAGGACUUGUUGGGGGUAGUGGUUCUGGGAAAUCGACCAUCAUCUCAUUGCUUCAGAGAUUCUACGACCCCAUUGAAGGUGAUAUUUCCUUGGAUGGACACAAGAUAAAGAAACUCCAUCUUAAAUGGCUGAGGUCCCAAAUGGGUUUGGUUAAUCAAGAACCGAUCCUCUUUGCAACAACCAUAAAAGAGAACAUAUUAUUUGGAAAGGAAGGAGCAACCAUGGAAGAAGUGGAGAAGGCAGCUAAAGCUGCAAAUGGUCAUGACUUUAUUAUCAAGUUACCAGAUGCAUAUGAAACUCAGGUUGGCCAAUUUGGGCUGCAGUUAUCUGGAGGACAAAAGCAGCGAAUAGCCAUAGCGAGAGCUUUGAUAAGAGACCCAAAAGUCCUGCUGCUUGAUGAAGCUACAAGUGCACUUGAUUCACAAUCUGAAAGAGUUGUACAAGAAGCCCUCGAUCAUGCGUCUAUGGGAAGAACUGCAAUCGUCAUAGCUCACCGUUUAUCCACCAUUAGAAUGGCAAAUAGGAUAGUGGUCCUUCAACAAGGGAGAGUAAUAGAGUCUGGGACACACGAAGAGCUUAUGCAAAUGACUGACGGGGAAGGUGGAGAGUAUUACAAAAUGGUACAGUUGCAGCAACUAGCCACAUUAAAUGAUGUUGCCAACACCCCUAGCAAAAAGACUGGAGGAAGAAGUAGCUAUCGAAAGGGUACUGCUCCACAAAGUCCAUUCAACAUGAUCUCCAGUGCAGCCGCUACACCUGUUAUGUACCCGUUUAGCCCAGCAUUUUCCCGAAGUAGUGCACCACUCUCAGCUCCUUACUCCGUUCAGUAUGAAGAAUCCUAUGAAAGUGAUGAUGGCCAUUUCACAAAAGAGGCUUAUCGAGCACCUUCACAAUUGCGUUUACUGAAAAUGAAUGCUCCUGAAUGGGGCAGAGCCUUGCUUGGAUGCAUAGGAGCGAUAGGUUCGGGAGCUGUUCAGCCAAUAAAUGCCUACUGUGUUGGAGCAGUUAUAUCUGUUUAUUUCCGGCCUGAUAAAUCUUCCAUCCAAUCCCACACAAGGGUCUAUUCUUUUGUAUUCAUCGGUCUUGCUGUUUUCAACUUCUUCACAAAUCUUCUCCAACACUAUAAUUUUGCUGUCAUGGGAGAAAAGCUAACCAGAAGGAUAAGGGAGAAGCUGCUUGAUAAACUCAUGACCUUUGAGAUAGGAUGGUUUGAUCAAGAUGAGAACACUAGUGCAGCCAUAUGUGCCCGGCUAUCAACUGAAGCAAAUAUGGUUCGUUCCCUUGUGGGAGACCGCAUGUCACUGCUAGCUCAAGCAUUCUUUGCCGCUACAUUUGCUUAUACAUUAGGACUUUUCCUAACAUGGAAGCUGGCCCUAGUGAUGAUGGCAGCUCAACCCUUGCUCAUUGGAAGCUUUUAUGCAAGAAGUGUUCUGAUGAAAAGUAUGUCUGGUAAAGCACAGAAAGCUCAAAGGGAAGGAAGCCAACUAGCAAGUGAAGCUGUUAUUAAUCAUAGAACUAUAACUGCUUUCUCAUCUCAGAAAAGGAUAGUAGGGCUCUUUAAAGCCACAUUAGAAGGUCCUAGGAAGGAAAGCAUCCGACAAUCUUGGUACGCCGGUGUAGGACUGUGUAGCUCUCAAUUCCUAGCUGCAGCUUCUACAGCUUUAGCUUACUGGUAUGGUGGGAAGCUAUUAUCACAAGGGGAAAUAUCCCCUGAGAAACUUUUUCAAGCAUUUCUAGCACUGCUUUUCACUGCAUAUACCAUUGCUGAGGCAGGAAGCAUGACUAAAGAUAUAUCUAGGGGAAGUAACGCCGUGGGUUCAGUCUUUGCAAUUCUCGAUAGAAACACCGAGAUUAAUCCAGAUCAUUCGUCAGCAAUAGAUGCAAUAAGAACACAAAUAACGGGACAUGUGGAGCUGAAAAGAGUAUUCUUUGCUUACCCAUCAAGACCAGACCAGCUGAUUUUUAGAGGAUUAAGCCUCAAGAUAAGUGCAGGAACCACAGUAGCAUUAGUUGGACAAAGCGGUUGUGGCAAAUCAACUAUAACUGGGCUUAUUGAAAGAUUUUAUGAUCCAGACAAAGGAUCAGUCUAUAUCGACGAUAGGGAUAUAAAAGACUACAACUUGAGAUCGCUGAGGAAAAGUAUCGCAUUAGUUAGCCAGGAACCAACUCUCUUUGCAGGAACUAUCUAUGAGAACAUUGCCUAUGGAAAAGAGAAUGCCAAGGAAUCUGAGAUCAGAAAGGCAGCUGUGCUUGCUAAUGCUCAUGAGUUUAUAAGUGGGAUGAAUGAUGGAUAUGAAACUCAAUGUGGACAAAGGGGAGUGCAGCUAUCAGGAGGUCAGAAACAAAGAAUAGCCAUUGCCCGAGCAAUACUCAAGAACCCAAAAAUCAUGCUGUUAGAUGAAGCAACUAGUGCUCUUGACACUGUAUCUGAAAGCGCAGUCCAAGAAGCACUAGAGAAGAUGAUGGUUGGGCGAACAUGCAUUGUUGUGGCUCACCGCCUAUCCACAAUACAGAAAGCUACUUCCAUUGCUGUCAUCAAGGAUGGAAUAGUUGCAGAGCAAGGCUCACAUUCUGAUCUACUUUCUAUAGGAAAAAAUGGCUCAUAUUAUUCUCUGGUAAAAUUGCAAGGGGGAAACUCUCCUUACAGGUAAACUACAAAAAACAUGAUAGUAGUGUCUCAUAUUAAGGAUCUUGUCUUAUGCUACAUGUGCCACCAUUUUUGUAAAUUUGAGAUAGGGUACUUUUCCGUUGAAUAUUUUGAUCCCAUUUCAUGUAUUUCUUCCAAUAAAUGUUACAAAAUUAUAUCA
Messenger RNA from Nicotiana tabacum (common tobacco), 3190 nucleotides. The record is from RefSeq and is a predicted model, not a curated record. NCBI's taxonomy places the organism in Eukaryota, Viridiplantae, Streptophyta, Magnoliopsida, Solanales, Solanaceae.